CCAACCGUGGAAGUGACGGGAGCGAGCGUGGGUCCGCGCACGAGCGGGUUAAGGCCGCCGCCGAGAAAGAGAGGAACCGCGAAGGAGCUCGUGCGCCAAGCUGGGAGGCUGUCUCGCGGAUGCGGGUUGCGCGCGCCUGCUGCGCUCCUCCAGAAGGAAAACCCGGGGCUUUGGAAGCAGCGGGGCCAGCACGCUGGCCGGAUUUGCAAGCGAGGAGAAGCCGUGAAUGCUGGCUCGGGCGCGGUGAAAAUCAGUAUCCACCCUGGAGAGAUCCCAUGCGUUAACUAUGUCUAGGAGGAAAUCAGAGAACAAAGGCAUCACCGGCUUGUUGCUUAUAUCUCCUCAGACACAAAUAAAGUCAGAUAAUUUUUAUAAUUUCUAUGAAGUUGAACCCAAGGAAUUGGGAAGAGGAAAAUUUGCUGUGGUUAGAAAAUGUAUUGCGAAAGCUACAGGCCAGGAAUAUGCAGCUAAGUUUCUGAAAAAGAGGAGAAGAGGCCAAGACUGCAAAGCAGACAUCCUACAUGAAAUUGCUAUUCUAGAACUAACAAAACCAAGUCCCCGGGUAGUGAAUCUCCAUGAAGUCUAUGAAACAACAAAUGAAAUCAUCUUAGUUUUGGAAUAUGCAGCUGGAGGAGAAAUCUUUAAUCUAUGUCUCCCUGACCUAGAAGAAACCAUAGAUGAAACGGCUAUCAUUAGGCUUAUACGACAAAUACUGGAAGGCGUUUUCCAUUUGCAUCAAAACAAUAUUGUACAUCUAGAUUUAAAGCCACAGAAUAUUUUGUUGAGUAGUAUAUCUCCCCUUGGUGAUAUAAAAAUAGUUGACUUUGGUUUGUCUCGGAAGAUUGGAGGUUAUAGUGAAAUACGAGAAAUUGUUGGAACGCCUGAAUAUCAAGCACCAGAAGUCUUAAAUUAUGAUCCUAUUACUACAGCAACAGACAUAUGGAGUGUAGGUGUAAUCACAUACAUGCUGCUUACACAUGAAUCUCCAUUUGUGGGAGCAGAUAAACAAGAAACGUAUCUCAACAUUUCUCAACUCAAUGUGGAUUAUUCAGAAGAAACAUUUGCUUCUGUUUCAUCAUUGGCCAGAGAUUUCAUUCAAAAACUCCUUGUUAAAAAUCCUGAAGAGCGACCAACAGCAGAGGCCUGUCUGUCUCACUCUUGGCUUAGGCAAGGAGAAUUCUUAUUGUGGUAUAACCCUGAAGAAAACCCCAGUUCUUCUCCAGCAUAUGAUCAUAUGAGUAAGUGCAUAGAAGAGAGAAAUAAUAACCGGCCCAUGUCUAAUGGAAUGUGCAGUGAGCAAGAAGAUAAAGAGAAUAUUCCAGAAGACAGCAGUACAGUCUCCAAACGAUUCCGCUUUGAUGAUUCUUUGCAAUAUUCUCAAGAACUUGCAACAGACUUUGUAUGUUAACAAAUGCACUCCUGCAGGUUAUCUUAAGUUGUAUUUAUGAUUCUAAGUUAAUCUGGUGGCACAUGGUUUAAGAUUAUAGCUUGGCCACAACUGCAUUGUUGUUAUCCUGGAAAUGCACUUUCAGUUGAUCUUGUUUGGGCCCUUCUUUGUGCUGCCAUUGCUGGCAAUGGGUUGACCCCCUGGGAGACUGGAGUCUUGGCACCUGAAGUGGCUUGUCUUUGGAGGCAAACAGGUAACUGAGUAUAUUUGCACUUUCUACAUUUAAGUUCAAAACAUGACAUUUGGGGCUGAUCAUUGAUAAAGUAGGCAAGCUGGGAAGAAGAGAAUUUUGAAAGUUAGCCACAAAGCCAACUUCUAAGCCAAAGAGUGAUCUAAUCAUACAUAUGCAUUUGUAUUGUAACUGAAACUACAUGGACUUGGCAGAGUGAAGAAAUGAGUCCUUUUGUUCAGCUCUAGAAGUACAGUCUCAUGCUGUCAUUGUUGAAAAAGUUCAAAUUAGUAACUUAUUAGUAUAUAGUAUACUCCAGUAAGCCUUUCAAGCCUAUGUUUUUAGUUGGAAUAGUCACUGGGGCUGAAGUGCUUGGACUGGGUUCUUGAUUAGCCACCCAGUUUUUUGCAUGUUUACUCAGAAGGGGCCUUAUCCCCAUUUAUGGGAGAGUAAGUUUUCAACUGUGGAUCAGUUCCCAUGUGGAACCUAAAUCAGUGUUUGCAUUCAUUUUUUCUGUUACGCAGAUAAUUUUUGGAUUGAAUGGAAUGCAUACUUAGUUUUGAAAUCUUCCACUUCUUGUUCACGUAAAUAAGAUGGAAGAGAUUGAAAGAUACUUCUGGUGCCAAAAAAAAAAAAAAAGCUGUAUUUUCUCUUAGGAAGUAAUGUUUGGUCCAUGCCCAGUACCAUGCCAUAUGGAGAGGAUAACCUGUGUAAUAUUAUGAAUUUAGCAAAUUAAAUAUUGUAAGGUUUAAAUUUGAAAAUGAGACCUUCCAGAAAAAUGUGCAGGGUCAGGUAAUGGUUUUAAAUUAUCUUUUCCAGAUGAAGUUGAUUUCAUCAAACUAUUCUUCCAAAUUAUAAUUAUAAUUAUUUCUGUGCUAUUGUAAAUUGAACCUGUUUAUCUUAUCCAACAAAGAUUAUAGUAGUAGCACAAUCCUAUUUCUGUGAAUAUAGAAGUAAAUCCCACUUUGUUUAUGGAUUUUACUUCCAAGGAAGUGGUGCAAAAAAUUGCUGACUAAAAUAAUGUAAUGGCAAUAUGAAUAUUUCAUUAAUAUUCAUUAGUACAAAUAAAGCAAAGAAAAAUAGAGAAAAAAUAAUCAGUCUUUGUGGCAUUAAACAUCUAAUUAAUUCACAGCCUUACAUUAAUGCCCAGUCCUGAGAUGUGCCAUGUUAGAGAUUAGAUUAGGGUUUCCUCUCAGUUUGCCAGCCUCAUCUCACAAAUAACAAGAUGAACUGCAGCCAUAAGGGAUGAAGCAGAAAGGAGAAAAAUGGUGCAAUUUCAAGACCACAGUCUGAAAUUAGUACAGAAUUUCAAUAUUGAAAGCCAUAUUUUCUUCUGAUUCUCAGUUAAAAGCCAAUAUGGAAAGCACGGGUUCCCCCACCCCAUCCUACUUUAAUCUAAUUUGAUUUUUAAAAUUGGUACUAUUAGGCAGUCUAAAAAAAAUCAUAAUACAUUAAUAUAUUUUUAGUAAGGAAGAAAGAUUACAAGUGGAACAGCAUGCCACAAUAAUGGUUAUUAUAGCACUUUAUAAAAAAAAGUAUAUGAUACAUUAAAUGUUUCUAUUGUGGUAUUUUUUAAAGUUUACAUUUUCUUACUCUUUUCUUCCAGUCUUAAAUCUUUUUAAUAUUUUGAAUACAUUCAUUUUUGUCACUAGUUGACAGAGCUUUUGAGCUUUUAUAAAAACUUGUAUAUGUAUGUAAAUUUGGGGUGUCACUUGAAUCUGACAGUUCUAAAUUUUGAAUAUCUCUAAUUUUGUAAGUUUUCCUAGUUUAUGCAUACAUUUGUAUACAAUGUUAUUGGAAUUAUAAUUGUUCUCUGAAUUCUUUGUUUUGUGUUCAAUAUUAAUGGGACUUUAUAAAUGGUUACUGGCACAGAGAGAAUGAAUUUUAAAAGGGCUAUCUCUGAGCUAGAUUUAAAAAAAGUGAACUGCUAAAAAGAAAAAAAUUAAAAGUAGAACAGCAUAAAGUCUUGACUAUCAUAAAUUUUUGUGAAUACAGGCUAAAGCUUCACCUGGAAGGUCUCACAAUCUGUUUGAAUUACUGCCCCCCCAAAAGUUAUUUGGAUUGAAGUCAUAGCACAAAAGUUAUUUUAGAUUUAUGAUAUCAGUCCAAUUAAAUUUUCUGCUGGGUGACAUCACUGCCAAAAAAUAAAUUGGCCAAAUGUGUGGAGACUUUUUUUAUCCAUAGUAAUUUAUUAAAUAGUCAACUUGCUCACUGAAUUAAUGGCUAGUGAUUAAUACUUUAUAUCAGAUGCUCUAGGUACAGUGACCCUUCAUUUUAAUGGACUAAUUGCACAGGGUGAGGGAUUCAUUGUCAUGAAUGUCUGGUAAAUCAGCAAGUACGUCAUUGUGACAAUUACAUAAUUUGCGUAAUGGUAUCAAAUACAAACCAAGUGACAUAAGUUAAACAAGGUCUUCAGAAUAGGAUAGGUAUGGCUGCUCAAGCACCUCAGGAGGGCAAUUGGUUGGGGGAAACCUAUUCCUCCAUCAGGCAACCUGGCUAGAAGCUUAGGCUACCAGUCUCCAAGAAAAAAAGAGGAGAGAAAGAGACUCCUCCCUUGACUAGCUUCCAUGGAUGCUUGCUCUCUUGGCACUCCUAAGAACUGGUCUCUCACAGUAGCCCCUUCUCUCCCUUCUUCCCCAACCUUAACAAAAUCAUUACAGAGCUGCUGUACCCCCCUUCUCAGCUGUCUUCACCUUUUCUCCUUCAACAUCACCUCUUCAGGCUUCCAUUCAGCCUCUGCCAGCUCAGCAGUUUGUUUGUUAAUUUAUCAAGUCUAUACAUCACCCAUUCCCAUCAGACUUCUGCUAGAUUUCAUGGGGUUGUAUCAAACAUCCAUGGAAUAAUAUAAUAAUAAUAAAACAUCCACCGUUGCAGAAUUUCGCAGCAACUGGCUCUUUCCCUGGUGCUUUGCUGCUGAAAGCGUUUGUCUCAUUGAUGAAGAUAUCCAGUUUGGGCACCUCAGGAAAACUGGACAACCCUUGAAUAUAGUUGGCCAUGGAGGCACCAAGAGGGCAUUGGCAGAUGCAGUGGCAAGGAGCAAGAGAGCAGACUUGAAGCCCAGAGGCCAAGGAGCAACACUAACAACCCAAAUAACAGUAACAGGCAUUGAGAGCUUCCAGAGAGGAUUAAUUCUUACAAUCGUUGUUCUUUGGUACUUUUACUCAAAAGAUGUUGAGCAGCUUUUUACCUGUUCUUCCAGAUUUUUUUUUCCUGGAAAGAAAAAUAAUAUUGUGGAAAAAUAGGGGUGGGGGGUGUUGCUGUUGUUAGUAUUGUGUAGAU
Messenger RNA from Python bivittatus (Burmese python), 4895 nucleotides. It is a transcript of the gene STK17B, whose product is annotated as serine/threonine kinase 17b. Gene Ontology annotation, cellular component: nucleus. Gene Ontology annotation, biological process: intracellular signal transduction; protein phosphorylation; positive regulation of apoptotic process. The record is from RefSeq and is a predicted model, not a curated record. Lineage: Eukaryota; Metazoa; Chordata; Lepidosauria; Squamata; Pythonidae. Gene Ontology annotation, molecular function: protein serine/threonine kinase activity; ATP binding.